UUCCUUUUUCUUUCAACAUUUUUAAUAUAAACGAACUAUUUUCACCACCAUCCUUCAAUAUUAGUAAUAUUAAUAUUCCUGAAGAAUUUGGUCUAUCAAGAGAACUUUUUUUCUUUGAUAACCUGAUGGACCAAAACAUGGUUGCAGCUAAUGGUCCUUUUAUAACAACUCAAGGAGAUCAUGUAGUUGAAACUAACUAUAUGACAAAUGGUAUUGUGUUUCAAAUUCGUGGUGAUUUAAAUAAUGAUGAAGAAAAAAAGGCCGUUGAGGAUGAAGACUUUAGUCUUUAUAAUACUACCAAUCAAUGGAUUAUUAAAAAGGAACAGACAAGAAGUUUUGAUGAUUUAGAUAGUACUGAAGAUAUUCCUCCACCAGAAUAUAAAAGACAUAAGGGUCGGGUAGGAUUAAAGUCUUCCAUCGAGGGAGGAAAUACUAAAUUAAGUAUUAGUUUUGAUAUUGACCUAUCAACAUUAAUUGAUGUAGUUUUAGAAAAUAAUGAUAGUGAAAAUAUUAAUUGUGAAAUUUGGCGUUAUAUUGUAUUUCUUAUAUCAGAAAGUGAUGUUUACAUACUUACAAUCGGCUGA
Messenger RNA from Rhizophagus irregularis DAOM 181602=DAOM 197198, 584 nucleotides. The record is from RefSeq and is a predicted model, not a curated record. Lineage: Eukaryota; Fungi; Glomeromycota; Glomeromycetes; Glomerales; Glomeraceae.